This is a messenger RNA of Owenia fusiformis, 588 nucleotides long. The record is from the annotation of a GenBank genome assembly. NCBI's taxonomy places the organism in Eukaryota, Metazoa, Annelida, Polychaeta, Sabellida, Oweniidae.
GAUCAAGCUCCCUAAGGCUGUUCCAGAACCAUCUCCCGAGCCAAUUGCUAUGGAGACAGAUUUCUUCUUCUCGGGUGAUGUUAUUGCACCACGUGAUUUUCAGACAAGCUUUAUCUGCGUCAUCGUUGUCCCAUCUGUAGUCAUCGUCAUCUUAGUCAUCUUCUUCAGUUAUCUCAUGUUUGCACGCAGGGAAGGAGUUGACAAGCGAGAUCAAAUGACCCCAGAACACCAGUUACUGCAGUUUAAUUCUAUAAGACGUGCUACCACAAAUCUGCGCUACUUAUCAACACGUCGUGACAACCCACAGUGGCCAGCCACAUCUACUCCUGUGCACCCCGCACCGACCCCACCUUCUAGCAGUCGUGCUGACCUGACAUCUGUGACCGACCCAAGGAGCCAAGCCCCACCCCCCUACAAAUUACCUCCCACUUACCACACUGACCCUGGGGAUACCAGUAGAUCACGGUCAUUGAGCCGUCAUACAGAACCAGACCAUGACGUGAGCCACUUUCCAGAAGGUGAAGGUCAUGUAGGAGAGGAGGAGCAACUUGUGCCAACAAACAAUAACAAUACUCACAGAGAAUAGCA